UUUAGUACAUAAUAACUUUUCUUUCAUAUUUUUUUCCAAUUAUUUAUGAGACUUUUCUAAUUAUUAUAUUUAUUUUAAAAAUGAACUAUAUAUAGCAUAUAUCAUAUAUUUUUGUAUGUAUUUUUUGGCACCCUUUUGACUUUAUCAGAGGGAGGAGUCAAAAUGGCCAGAGGGAGGUGGGGGAGAGCGAUGAGAGUUCAAGGGUUUCCACACACACACACACACACACACACACACACACACACUUGUCCUCAUCCUCAUUUAGCUGCAGGCCUGCUCCCCUCCUCUCCCCUCUGCUGGAAUGAGAGCCUGAGGAUUAAGGAGCCGGGCGGCUGGACCAGACGAACACAGGAUUGAAAUUGGGAUUGGAGGGCUCGGGCAGGACUGGAUUAUUGUUGGACUGCAGGAAACGGGCAGUUUGUGCUGGGAUUGGUGACACGGAUUGUCUUGUGGACUCUAUGAAACAAGCGGCAGUGAGAAACAAACGUGGUUGUCAGCGGCACUGGGAGCACGGGGACUGUCGAGACUGGCUGUGAAGCUACUCAGCUGCAGACAGACCGACGCUUUCUCUGUGCCUGAUGACCUCAGUCCAGAGGAGAGAAAGGAGCUGGAAAGCAUCCGCCGCAGGAAAGAGGAGCUACUGCACGACAUACAGAGGCUGAAGGAUGAGAUAGCAGAGGUGACCAAUGAGAUUGAAAGCCUGGGCCAGAGUGAAGAGAGGAAAAGCAUGCAGAGGAAUAAACAGAUGGCCAUGGGCCGAAAGAAGUUCAACAUGGACCCGAAGAAGGGGAUUCGUUUCUUGAUUGACAGCUCCCUUUUGAAAAACACCAGCGAUGACAUCGCCCAGUUUCUCUACAAGGGGGAGGGGCUUAAUAAGACCGCUAUUGGAGACUACCUAGGGGAGAGAGAUGACUUCAACAUCGAGGUCCUGCACGCCUUCCUGGAGCUGCACGAGUUCUCAGACCUGAACCUGGUGCAGGCCCUCAGACAGUUCCUGUGGAGCUUCAGGCUGCCCGGCGAGGCUCAGAAGAUCGACCGCAUGAUGGAGGCGUUCGCCCUCAGAUACUGCCGCUGUAACCCCGGAGUGUUCCAGAGCACAGAUACCUGUUAUGUGUUGUCUUUCGCUGUGAUCAUGUUGAACACCAGUCUCCACAACCCCAACGUGAAGGACAAGCCCUCGGUCCAGAGGUUCACGGCCAUGAACAGAGGCAUCAAUGAUGGAGGAGACCUGCCGGAGGAGCUGCUCAGGAACUUGUUCGACAGCAUCAAGAACGAACCCUUUAAGAUCCCAGAGGAUGAUGGGAACGACCUCACACACACCUUCUUCAACCCCGACCGAGAAGGAUGGCUGCUCAAGCUCGGAGGAGGGCGAGUUAAGACCUGGAAGAGACGCUGGUUCAUUCUCACAGAUAACUGCCUCUACUACUUUGAGUACACGACUGAUAAAGAACCCAGAGGAAUUAUUCCACUGGAGAAUCUGAGUAUCAGAGAAGUCGAUGACUCCAAGAAACCGAACUGCUUCGAGCUGUUCGUCUCCGACCACAGAGAUCAGGUGAUCAAAGCCUGCAAGACGGAGGCAGACGGCCGCGUGGUGGAGGGAAACCACACUUUCUACAGGAUCUCCGCCCCGACCGCAGAGGAGAAGGACGAGUGGAUCAACAGCAUCAAAGCCGCCAUCAGCAAAGACCCGUUCUACGAGAUGCUGGCUGCCCGGAAAAAGAAAGUGUCGUCUCUGAAAGGGCUGUAGCGCUGCGAGGAUGAAACACUGUGGACCUGAAACUCCUCCUCCUGCUAAACUGACAUUUGGACCUGACGGAGAGAAGUUUGCUUUUAAAGCUCUUCCUCUGUCCCCUUCAGUACCGACACCUCUCUCUCUACAGGUUUGACCUUGUGUUUAAAGUUUCUCUCCCCAUCUAGAGAUGAUAGGACAGCACUCUCUGUCCUCUGUCUUUAUCUUCCUUUUGGACCCUUCUUCAGUGCUAUACCUCCUUUAUACACUGUGUGGUCUGCUGUGGUACAGCAAGGCUCUACUACAGAGGCACUAAGAACAUUAUAUGUUAGUUAGGAAGUUUAAUAUCAAAAUGGGUCAGGGUGUAAUAUUCAGAGAAAAACACAAUUUGGAAGGAAAAAGCUAGGAAGUUCUGUCAGUCUCAGAAUGUCUGAGAAAAAACAAGCAAACGUUUAUGUUAUGAGAUUAUCAAGCAUAACAUUUAAGCGGAAAAAAAUCUGGGUUGUGAUCACAAGUAGUUAAUAGGUCAUCCAUUACAGGUCAAUGACACAAUAUGGCAAGCUGGGGCGUAUUGCUGUGAUGAUCCAGCAUGCCAAGUGAAGCGAUGUGGUUCCCUUAAAAACAACCCGCAAUUUUCGGUGUUAAAUAACCCUUCUCCUAAUAGAAGCUAAUAACCUACAACGGCGCUGAUAAGCCGUUGUUCUCCACAGCUCUACGAGGAGAUGUUCUCGGUCAGAAUGAAACUGUAAAGUGGACCUAUCAUGCUAUAUUUGAAUAAUAUAUUGUAGGGUCAUACCUAUAUAAAACAUGUCUGAAGUUUUUUUUUCAAAAUACCAAACAGAUCAUGCAUUUUACACAUGCUGUUACCAUGCCACGCAACCUCUCACGCCCCUGAUAGGUGGAGAGUUGCCCAUAUAGGCGGAGCUCCUCGUUCCUGACGUCAGAACAAUUUCAAAUCCGUAUCAGAUCCGUUGCAGCCCCGUUUUUAGAAAUGUGGAUAUGGAGGAAAAGAGAGGGUUGUGUUUGCUGACACUUGGUGAGUUCCCUGACACACCAGGGACACGUAUUCAUGUAUACAAGACGUACAAAAGUACAUUUUGCAUGAUAGGUCACCUUUAAGAUAUUUUGUUUUAGUUGAACACCUACUGUUUUUUGAUAAAAGCCUUUCUCCACCUUGUGAAAGUUGCAGCACAUUUCAACACAAGGAUGGGGAUCAGCUGAUGAAGGAAUCACAUGGCACAAUAAUGUGAUUCAGAGCAGCUUUCGGAGAGUCUGAAGUUUGAGAUUCAAUUUCUGUUACAAUAUAGAAAUCACAUGGGUAAACAAAUGUUGUCAUCUCGUUUGGGAUGCUGGACUUUAUUGUACAAAAUGCUCUUUUCUAAAUCUGUUUUCUUACUGCUGUUGGUCACAUGUCAAAGCACUGUUAAUGAAAGUGAUGCAUAAAUAGCUACAUAUUUAUUUAUCCAGAUUUCUUGUAACUUAUUAUUUUGAGAUUUGUCUCAUUAAAAGUCUGAAAAACCAA
Messenger RNA from Gymnodraco acuticeps, 3251 nucleotides. It is a transcript of the gene cyth1b, whose product is annotated as cytohesin 1b. The record is from RefSeq and is a predicted model, not a curated record. Gene Ontology annotation, biological process: regulation of ARF protein signal transduction. The transcript is spliced from 12 exons. Bases 728 to 1747 code for a protein of 339 amino acids. Gene Ontology annotation, molecular function: guanyl-nucleotide exchange factor activity. NCBI's taxonomy places the organism in Eukaryota, Metazoa, Chordata, Actinopteri, Perciformes, Bathydraconidae.